AUGAAUAUAAUUGCAUUUGUAUUGUGUUUAACUACAUUUAUUAUUUGUUCAUUAACAUGUUUAUUUUCAUGUAUUAUGUUAAUUUGUAUCAUUCAUCAUCUUUGUCAUAACCGUUUACAACAAGAAGAUCGAAUAAUAUUUAUUCAUUGUAUUAAUAUUUAUUCAUUAGUUUUGGCGUAUAUUGGAAUAAUAGCAUCAUUUAAUAUUCAAACAGUUUUAGGAAAUUUAUAUGAAUAUAAUUUUAAUUCAUCAUGGUGUGUAGUUUUAGGAUAUCUACCACCUAUUCUAAUCGGUUGCAUAUAUUGGGCUUUUGUAAAUCAGGCGUUCUUUCGUCUUUGUCGAGUUGUAUAUCCAAGUAUACGAUGGCUUCAAUCAUAUCGAUUAUUUAUUAUUUUACCAUUGAUAGAACUAAUUCUAACUUGUAUUUUAAUGAGUUUGAUUCUAUUUUUACAUUCUGUUGUUUAUCUUCCGACAGAUUAUUAUUGUUUUGUACCAAUUACUAAUAUAUAUAGUAUGCUUUGGCUUGCAUUUAAUGGUUAUGGAAAUCAGAUUGGAAUAUUAUCAUUUAUUUAUAUACGCAUAACAAUUUUUCUCCGUCGUCAAGCAAAUACUCAAACACUUAUUGUUAAACAACGACAAGAUCGUGAUUUACUCGUCAUUCGACGUAUUCUUAUAACUGUUAGUUUUCUAAUAAGUCUUGGAAUGCCUGCUAUGGGUUUUCUAGUGGUGUCGUUGAUUACAAACAAAGAUUAUCCUCUUACUUUUCCUGUUCUAUUUUUCUUUGUUGGUAUAUCAAUGGCAGGCGUAUGCAUAUUAACAAUUAUUUUUACACCACAACUAAAAAAGAUUGUAAUGAAAAUAAUUCAACAUAAUCGUGUUACACCUCUGAAUAGUAGUUUGAUAGGUUCGAUUCAAACGAGACAAUGA
Adineta steineri is the source of this 927-nucleotide messenger RNA. The record is from the annotation of a GenBank genome assembly. NCBI's taxonomy places the organism in Eukaryota, Metazoa, Rotifera, Eurotatoria, Adinetida, Adinetidae.